GCGAAAAUCAAAAUGGAGGGCGAAAACUCUGAGGUUUUGACGCCAAACAUGAUCCCGGUCUCGCCUACAGAAAGCGAAGAGGGUACGUAGCCAAAACCCUAAUAAUUUUAUUGAUGUUAUAUUGAGAGUGAUUUCCUAUCCUAUUGUAGAGCCUGGUGAUGUCCAAAUACGGAACGUUGAGGCCGAUGCAGAGGUAAGCUUACGAUUGUUUGGAAAACUUUGUUGGUACAGUUGGAAAAUGUUGGAAACUGCAAAAGUUGAAUAAAUUCCCCGAAAGAGGAGGAUUUCCUAAUGUUCUGCAGCUACUGAAAACCCGACCGAAAGACUGAUCAUUUACUUGAAUUGUGCUUGAGUACAAGGGACGUUGUACAUACUCGGCCACAAGCUGAGUGUCAAAUGCCAGGCCCCUGUCACACGUUUGCGCACGUUUUCUGUUAGUUCUGGAAGGCAAAUCCAUUGCUUUGGAAGCACACCCAUAACUCAUUGCUAGUCCAAAAUUGAAAAUGCUUGGGCCUUUUAUAUAACCAGACAGUUAAUCUGAAGACAGACUCCAGGUCACUUCAACACUCUGUAUUACAGUAUACCAAAAUUAAAAUAUAAUCCUUCUAUUUUAAAGCACAACAAAGGCGAAAAGAAAUAUGAACUGCCACAGAAAUUAUGCAAACAGGAUAUUUCUACAAAAACACAUAUUCAGAUCGAUCGAUCGAUCUUUGCUCCCAUUGGACGGAUGCCAUGAAUAAUUACUUUGCAUCUUUGGGAAUUGUUAUGCAUCAAGGAUGCAGUAUGCAGAAGUAACAAAAUAACUGAGGGAGGCUCUGUCCUAAAGAGGUACCUUUCCCAGGCUUCAGGUAUAUGAAAGGGUGGGGAUUUCACCAGUUGAUAUAUAUAUGAAAGGAUAGGAAAAUAUGUCAUUUCAGUUGGUAUAAAAACCCAAAAGGGCUGACAGGUGCAUUUUAUGCCUGUGAAGAAGUGGAAAAAAUGUUCUGGUUUUGUGGUUUAUUCAUAUCUUAAAAACAGUACAUUUACAGCUGUUUAAAUGUAUACACAGUUCAAAACUAGGUAUGUGAAAGAGGUACCAUUUGUCAAAAGAAGUUAUUUGCAAGGGGUACCGGUACCUUUUUUGGCUAAAAUGGUGUAUAAAAGGGUAAGGGGUUAGACCUCUGGGUGGAGCCUCCCCAUAUAAAACUUUGUUCGUGGGGAGUGAACACAGCACCAUUUUCAUUUUUGUGCAAGUAGCCAAACACUAGGGCUCUGGCUCUAAUUGUGAACAAUCCUUAAGUGCUAUUAUAGAAGUAUACUUGUUCCUGACCAACUGCAAUUUCUCUGAAUGUUUUAUGUAGGAAGUUGACCUUACCCAUGCAAAGAUCCAGAAGCUAGACAACUUAGAACGAUUGACUUGCGUCAAGGUAUGUUAUUAUUUAUUGUUUUUUAAAGUUUAAUAAGGAAAUUUGUAUUUAAACAAACAGUGUGUUUAAUAUUGGAUUGAUUGCAUGGCUUUAUUUUCCUGUUGCCUUUUUGGUUUUUAUGUAGCCAUUUCUGUUUUAAUCUUUAGUCCCUUUGCCUUCGGAGAAAUAACAUCUCUAAACUGGAAGGACUGAGCACAUUAACAACAUUGGAAGAGCUGGACCUGUAUGAUAAUCAGAUCAACCUGAUAGAGGGCCUAGCGAAUUUGACCAAUCUCACGUAAGAAAAUUUUUUCACGAAAAAAGCACUAUAAUUUAAACAAUGUUGUUAGGCUUUAAGAAAUACAAUCAAAUCUAUCAACAUUGGCCAUCAGUGCAUGGGGACAGUCUCAGGGAUGUAGCUAAGGAAACUCUUUUAUUAGUCAAGCUAGCUGCUUUACUCAACUCCUCUUUGAAAAUUCCCUGAUAUCAUUCUUUUCCAGAGCAAUCUAAGGCACUGGUAAGCUAUUUUUCAGCUGGUAAAAUUAGCCGGCUGCCGGCUCUUAGCAACAUCCCUGCAAACUGAAGCGAGAAUUGUUUGUUAGUAGCUGAGGAUCAACUGAACUCCCAGGGAACAGCUCUUAUUUCCUGGGUUCUUUUCAGUCAAAUGCCAGUUGCUCAUAAAUCAUUUUAAUGUGGUGGACUAGAAUUGAAGGAAAUGAAAGUGUGGUUGAGAUGAGAGUGCAAAGUAAAUGACUCGUCAGUUGUCAGAUGAAUAAACUAUUGGUCUUACCAAAUCAUGCAGAACAGUUUCACCUCAUGAAACUUUAUUUUAUUCUUGAUGUUUCCCUUGAGCUUUAUCGGUUAAUGAAAGUUUUAACACCUGAUUUAGACAAGGUAGCAAAGAAAACUUUUACCAUAGACCAUUUCCAAUCAUUGUAUUUAAUAUCAAAAUCUUACAAAGAAUAUGAAUUUGUAUUGUUUUAGGAGUUUGGACUUGUCAUUCAAUCUAAUCAAAGUAGUAGAAAACUUGGGAUGCUUGACAAAACUCAAAAAGCUUUACCUUGUUCAAAACAAGGUCUCCAAGAUAGAGGGACUUCAGAAUCUUUCACAGCUUGAGAUGUUGGAACUUGGUGCAAACAAAAUUAGGGUGAGUACAAAGUUAGUUGUGAUUCAGCAUACGGCUUGACGGUAGCUAUACAAACCUUUUGAGAAGAGCAUAAAACAUCGGCUGGACAGACCAUGCCAUGCUUGAGAGGAUCCAUGGGGGACUAACACCUUUAUCUUUGAGCCUCCAGCAAGAAUGUCUCCAGUUCGCUGGUCAUUUCUAUUGGGCAGAUGAAGAAAUAUUUUUAUCUCUCAUUCUCUAGUGCCCAGUGGGUAGAGUGCAGUCACAUAAGCUAACAUGUCUGCCCUGGCCAAAGUGAUUGCCAGGGAUUCAGGACUUGAUACCAGGGACCUGAGGACAGCGACGGUGAAUCGUGUUGCUUGGGAAGAAAUGUCCAUGGAUGUCCUGUCCACUUCAGCAGUUGAAGGAUGAUGAUGAUGAUGACUAUACUUUGUAACUUAUCUAUUAAUACGCUCAUUUUGAGUCAGUUCCCCAUGCAAUGAACGACCAAACUCCCCAGACAGGGUUCUAUCUAGGAUUUAUAGUUUGGGAGAGAAGUCGCAAGUGGCUGAAGGUGACAAGCUUCCUAGGGGGUCCGGGGGCAUGCCCCCCCUAAAACUUUUUUGAAAUGAAUAUGCGCUGAGAUGCAAUCUGCUGCAUUUUGAGACACAAUUGUGACAAAUGUUACUGCGUGUGCAUUGACCUCAUCGCGAACCUAAACAGCAGCUUGUGACAAAGUCUAUUGAAACUUGAAUGUAAUCAAAAUUUUUAUCUAUCAUGUUUGUCUUUUCAAGGUUCUGGAAGGAUUGGAAGGUCUAACACAACUACACAGUUUAUUUGUGGGGAAAAACAAAAUUACAAAACUUGAUGUAAGUGUUUACUAGUUGAGAGUAAGUAUGAAGCAAUACUCUUUCUUGAACGUUUUAAAAACACUUUAUUUAGGUUUUAAUUUAGUAAGCAUUUCUGUUGACUUUUUUUGUUGCUAGAAUCUCAGUUGUCUUACCAAUCUGAAGUUACUCAGUAUUCAGGUGAGUCACUUCCGUUUUUGUCACUGUCUAACAAACAAUAUAUUUACAUGUACCUAAUGCGAAUCUCAAUUUGUUUAUACAGGCAAACCUCUCCACUACAGCCACCUUGGGGACAGAAUAAAGUUGCCGUGUUGUGGAGAGGUGGCCGUUAUGGAGAGGUAGUGGUGUAAUAUGGCAAAUUUUUUUAGGGGAGUACAACAUGAUUAUUUUGCCAAGUUCAUGCCUACUGUAUCCCAUAAUGAUAAUCCAAUCAUAAUGAUGAUACAUAAAACUAAAAUGCACAAAAAACUUAGAUAAUUUUUUGAAUCAAAACGUUAACACGAACAACCGCGAGCAAGGCUCUCAACAUUCGCUGUAAGUAUUGUAGACAAUCUAGUAUGUUUGCUGCAGGAGUAUUAAAUGGAACACAAUUAAAACGAUUGAUUGCCGCGAUCAUCAAUGCUCCAUAUGGGUCAAAUUCCAUGUCCAUUCCUGACUUCACUCGUUAGUCGCUGAAAAACUGGCUGUUUUCGAGAGGUCACUUUGGCAGUCGGGGACGCGCUGUAAGGACAAGAAAGUGGCCGUUGUAGAGAGGUGGCCGUUAUUGGAGGUUUUGUGGAAAGCAAGGACUUACAUUAGUAGCUAAUAAAGUUAGUGACCAGUUUUAUUUUCAUUCCAGAGCAAUCGCAUUGUCAAGCUGGAAGGUUUUGAUGGUUUAGUUAAUCUAGAAGAACUCUACAUUAGCGACAAUGGCAUUGAAGAAAUCGAAGGCCUUGACAACUUGGUAAGUAAAGACUUUAAUAGGAGAGUGAUAACGGUCAUCAGAAAAUAGUGGUCAAAAUACGGAAAUUAUCAUAAGAAAAGGUUUCCUGAAGAUUUCUGUAUCAAGAAAAAAAUAAUCCCCCAAAAUUACGCCUAUUACAGUGCGCCUACCCAAACGCUUGAACUUUCGACCCAGCACAUCAGGGUAGAUAACAGUUUCGGAUGAGAUGAAAAAGCCACGUAAAAUUUUUGUGGCGACGGAAGGUCCCCUUAGAAAUCCGAAAAGAUUAAAAGUUUCUAGGGCAGCUCCAAAUUAACCAAACAGGCUUCUAAAGCAUAGAGAAAACCAUGUAACACACUUCUGACGUAUGGGUAUCGCUUUCAUCCCCUCCCGUCUGGUUCACUCUUACCUUGAUCUUCAUCAUAACGUCAGCUUUGUCUGGAAUAUUCAAACGCCCGGUAUAGAAUUCCUGGAGAGGCCUGAAGUGUGGAGUUGUUGUACUUGCCAGAGUUUUUUCAUACGGUUCCCCAUCCUAGACUCAAGAGAGCUCAUUCAGAACCAAACCUGGAGGGGUAAAAGAGUUCAGGGUUCACCGGUACAGAAAAGUCCUUUGAAGGAUUAGUUUCUUGUCUUUUUUGGCACAUUUUGAUCUUGACGCUACAGAGCAUUGUUUUCUACUCUGUGUACACAGAUCAACCUCAAAACACUGGAUUUAGCAUCUAAUAGGAUAAAAAGAAUCAGGAAUGUCUCUCAGCUUGUCAACUUAGAAGAAUUUUGGGUGAGUACGAUUUGUCGUAUGAAAUAAUAACAUACAGAAGAGCUUAACUAUUUUACAGUGUUCUAUUUAUUCAUAAUGCGAGGAAAAUGUUGUGUUUUUAUACUUUAUACGUCCUGGAUUCAAGCUUCGCCCGUCGCGUUGUUUCCUUAGACAAGGAACUUUACUCCACUUUGUCUCUCUUCACCCAGGAGUAUAAAUGGGUACCGGCGACAUACUGCUGGGGUAACCCUGCUAUGGACUAGCAUUCCGUCUAGGGGGGAGUAGAAGUACUCCUAGGCAUUCAUCAUGCUACGGAAGUUACCGUUAAAAGCUCCGGCCGUGUGGGCCUUUGGCUGUGUGCUCCUUUACCUACUUGUGUUUUUUUUAUCUCUUCAGUUCAACGACAAUCAACUCGAUUCCUGGGAAGAUUUGGACCAGUUUAAGACCUGCACCAAGCUACAAACAGUCUAUCUGGAGAGGAAUCCAAUAUGGAAAGACACGGCUUACAGGCGGAAAGUUAAACUUUAUCUGCCAAAUGUUACACAGAUAGAUGCCACAUUAUGUGGCUAAAACAUCUCAAGCCCCAUUAAUUAUGACGGGCCAUCCUGGAUCUCACGUAAGUCGCGACGAGAGUCACCGGUCGUUUUUAUACAAAGUCGUUUCGAUACAAGUUUAUUCAGUCGACGUGUAAACAGUUUCACGAACUGGGCUUAACGAAAGAAGAAUAUUCCAUCCCAAAUGUUUUUUUGUUCACGCGCAAACUAUACUUGAAGUGGUCAAAAUUUGUUUGCAAUUUCACUUCUUGACUUCGUAUCGGAAAGACGAGCGAAAAGACAGAAAAUGCUAAACGAAGAAUGCUUCCGUUUUGGAUACCUCUCCCUCGUCGAGACUUACUGAAAACAUGGAAAAAAGUACUUAUGGUGAUACAUACUUGAGCAUUCUUAGUCGGAGAGGAAAAUGUAUCAUAAACGGAUUUUUUUAUUUCUGUACCGAAUGUCGUUAAACUUUGUUAGUAACAGAGCGUCGACCAACACUGGGUUUUUUUGUAACCUGUCUUUAAAAUUGUCCAUAGAGACUAACGUGAAACUUUUAUGUUGGAAGUUGCUUGUGGUUUUGUUGUUUUAUGGUCCUUAGAGCGUGGAAAAAAGUCGAUACUUCAAAUCGAUGUAAGAAUGCAGCAAGGUUUUACCGUAAACUUACAGUAGCGUCUUUGUGAAUUUGUUGAUUGAAGUGGCUGUUGUUGGCAAUAGUAAUUACUGAUAAGUUUUUCCAGGAAUUGCACGCUCGCUUCUUAAAACUCUGUUGUUCCUCAGUGUUGGGUCAGCCCUUUACUUCCAUAAAAAGGAACCUAAGAACCGGACACGAAGCUAUAGCUUGUGGAAGAGAUCUAUAUCGUCAUCAUUAUCAUCAUCAUCGUCAUCAUCAUUAUCCGAAUCAUCACCAUUAUUAUUAUUAUUAUUAUUAUAAAUAUUAUUGUUAAUAUUAUUACUAUCUUUAUUACAGUUGAACUGCCAUUAAGCGUCCACCCUCGGGGGACUGGGUACUGGCAAGUGGCCGCUCAAUAGAUGAUAGUCAUAAAUUAGCAUAAUCUUUAGCGGAAACAUCGCUAUAUUUUAAAACAAACAGGCAACAGGAGAAACGUUACUGGUCCACAAUCGGUCGUCACCUUCUAUCUCGGACUGAAUUAUUUUUCCUUCAUCAUAUUCUUGAAAUAAAGCCAAACUAAGUGUAUAAAGCGCUUGAUGGCGCUUGAGAGGCGACAAGAGUGGGAAAACUCUCGUUGGGAAGGCCAAAAUUAUUUCCGGACUUUGGUAACCGGCCUCUUAAUAGAGGGUGACCGUUUAAUAGGUUGCUGCUCAGUGGAGGUUCACCU
Messenger RNA from Porites lobata, 6890 nucleotides. Lineage: Eukaryota; Metazoa; Cnidaria; Anthozoa; Scleractinia; Poritidae. The record is from the annotation of a GenBank genome assembly.